This is a messenger RNA of Myotis brandtii (Brandt's bat), 496 nucleotides long. RefSeq names its product immunoglobulin omega chain. Gene Ontology annotation, biological process: immunoglobulin production; immune response. The transcript has 2 exons. The record is from RefSeq and is a predicted model, not a curated record. Bases 41 to 496 code for a protein of 151 amino acids. Lineage: Eukaryota; Metazoa; Chordata; Mammalia; Chiroptera; Vespertilionidae.
GGCAGCCCAGCCCCACUGUGGGCUCAGGGCUGUGAGCACCAUGGCCUGGACUCCUCUGCUCCUCGCGCUCCUCUCUCACUGCACAGGGUCCCUCUCCCAGCCUGUGCUGACUCAGCCGCCCUCCCUCUCUGCAUCUCUGGGAUCCACAGCCAGACUCACCUGCACCCUGAGCAGUGGCUUCAUUGUUGGUGGUUCUUGGAUAUCCUGGCACCAGCAGAAGCCAGGGAGCUCUCCCCGUUAUCUCCUGGUAUAUAAAUCAGACUCAGAGAAGUAUUAUGGCUACGCGGACCCCAACCGCUUCUCUGGUUCCAAAGACACGUCCGCCAAUGCGAUGCUCCUGCUCAUCUCGGGGCUGCAGCCUGAGGACGAGGCUGACUAUUACUGCACUACAGGUCAUGGCAGUGGGAGCAGCUAUCGUUACACACAGUGUCUCAGAUGUCGAGGAAGUGAGACCAAAACCCGUGGGCCCCAAGGUGAGGUUUUCAGAGGAAAGUGA